CCAUUAAACAGGCUUUAGGAAGCAUCAAAACAUAAUUUUCAAGUUUACAUUCCACGAUGAUGCGCGACUCUUGGUUAGGAGAAGUGGCAAAGUACAUAUUACUAUUGACUCUUACCGGCGUUUUGUGGAGUCUUCCCUUUGUCAGAGGCGAAACAUGUAAUUCCAACUUAAAAAUUCGACCCGUUGUCGACAUCUCUUCAAGUUCAGAGAAUGACAGUUUACCCAUUGCUGCCUCGAUUACCCUGACUUGUACAGCAGAGCCCAGAAGGAUAGACUCAGGGUAUAUGGAUAGAUGGGUCGAUUAUGUCGAGUGGUACGAUCCACAGGGUAGACAAGUUGGAGCAAAAUGCCAACAGCCCUCAAACAUACAUGCUCAUAAACUUAAAUUAAGCUGUCCAUUAGUGCUUAAAAAUUUGACAGUUGAAAAAUUUGGCCGUUACACUUGCCAAGCGGGUAAUGGUUACCUAAAACACUGCACGAGGAAACCAUUUGAAAUAGAGAUCCAAG
This is a messenger RNA of Stylophora pistillata, 507 nucleotides long. RefSeq names its product peroxidasin-like. Gene Ontology annotation, molecular function: cell-cell adhesion mediator activity. Gene Ontology annotation, cellular component: plasma membrane; axon. Gene Ontology annotation, biological process: homophilic cell-cell adhesion; dendrite self-avoidance; axon guidance. NCBI's taxonomy places the organism in Eukaryota, Metazoa, Cnidaria, Anthozoa, Scleractinia, Pocilloporidae. The record is from RefSeq and is a predicted model, not a curated record.